This is a messenger RNA of Trematosphaeria pertusa, 1579 nucleotides long. Its product is annotated as mitochondrial import protein-like protein mmp37. Lineage: Eukaryota; Fungi; Ascomycota; Dothideomycetes; Pleosporales; Trematosphaeriaceae. Gene Ontology annotation, molecular function: phosphatidate cytidylyltransferase activity. The record is from RefSeq and is a predicted model, not a curated record. Gene Ontology annotation, biological process: cardiolipin biosynthetic process; CDP-diacylglycerol biosynthetic process. The transcript has a single exon. Bases 6 to 1364 code for a protein of 452 amino acids. Gene Ontology annotation, cellular component: mitochondrion.
CCAUCAUGUCUCGACAGCGCCCGUUGACGCGGAUAGCAUGGUGCAGACGGCCAUUGCUCUACUCCAAUCGCCGUUAUGCCACCCAGCAGAGUCCCCAAACCACCGCCAGCACCGCCCACCAGUCUCUUCCACCCGGCUGGGAGGAUGAAGCACUGUCGCUCUCGGAUUUCUCGCAGCUGCCGCACAAGGAUUUUGGGAAGAAUCAGUUGAUGGAAACGAAUGAGGAAUUCAAAAGGAGUUUGAGGAAAAUUCUGCGGCAGCUGCCACCCAUCACGUACGCUUUCGCCUACGGUUCCGGCGUCUUCCCGCAGUCCGAUGCGACCACGUCGCGCGUUACGCAUUCUCCACAUCCAGAUGCUCCCGAAGCGAUAUUAAAAUGGCAGAAAGGAGGAGGAAAGAUGAUCGACUUCAUGCUCGCCACACGCUUCUCCCAGCACUUCCAUUCGUUGAACUUGCGCGAGCACCGGGACCAUUACUCUUUUCUUGGGUCUUUGGGCUCGGGCGUGGUUAGCCAUGUCCAAGACGCAUACGGCGCAGGCGCAUACUUCAACCCAUAUAUCACCAUAAAUGGCACCAUGAUCAAGUAUGCCGUGGUCAACCUCGACACGCUGCACCGGGACCUUACCGACUGGGAUACGUUGUACCUUGCCGGGCGCCUCCACAAACCCGUCAAGAUUCUCUUCGAAGAACCCAAUAUCCGCGUCGCAAACCAGCGCAACCUACUCUCCGCCGUGCGAUGUGCGCUCCUUCUUCUACCCCCUCAGUUCACGGAGAAACAGCUCUACUCCACAAUUGCUGGGCUCAGUUACCAGGGUGACCCUCGGAUGACGUACGGCAGCGAGCACCCCAAGAAGAUCGACAACAUUGUGACCCACCAGAUCAAGAACUUCAGAUAUCUAUACCACGACCUCAUUACGUCGCUGCCAAACAUAUCCUACGUCGACGGGCACGCAACAUCGAAGGCCGCCUGGAUGGACGACCCAAAGCUCGAUCUCAAACUGAGCCAGGAUAUGGACGUGGAGCGGAGAUCUAAUAUGGUCCGCAGGUUACCGAAGUCAUUCCGAGAAAAAGUCUACUUCCUCUACCAGCGCAAGUUCGCCAUUCCGGGCCGGGAGUUCCAAGAAAUGCUAGAAGCCAGCAAGGACGAAGACGAAAAAGGUGGCCUGAAGAAGCCUGUCGGAGGCAAAUUCGAUCGGCGCAUUGCAGCUGAAAAUGACCUACCGGAUAUGGUCACUAAGGCUAUCGACCAGACGGUCAAGUGGCCAUCGACAGUGCAGAGCGUCAAAGGUGUUCUGACUGCCGGUCCGGCCCGAGCUUGGAGGUAUCUGCAGGAGAAGAGAGAAAAAGGAAGGAUGAAGGGAUGAAGCAUCUUGGACCGUUGGCCUCUUCAGGCGCACCUUUCCUUUGUACCACUUUUGUCACAAUACCGAAAAGCAGCAUAGACUUGGGCUGGACUUGCAUGUAGCCGCCGUCUUGGAGAUUCGCGGGUCAGGCUUGUAUUACUGGUAGGGCGUCGGGGCACGCACGUUGUUGGCAGCUUGGAUGCUGUCCGUUUAGACUUUCAAUGUAUAAAUUCAAC